This is a messenger RNA of Seminavis robusta, 1268 nucleotides long. The record is from the annotation of a GenBank genome assembly. NCBI's taxonomy places the organism in Eukaryota, Bacillariophyta, Bacillariophyceae, Naviculales, Naviculaceae.
AAAACCAAGUGGGGGGCAUCCUUUUAGGUUCCUUUUCAGCUUUUCAGCAGAGACAAUCACUUCGAGGAGCUCUUCUAAGACUUUUGCUCACAAAAACACCCAAGGAAGCAGCCAAAACUUCAAAAUUAAUUUACCGGACUAAAAGACACCCAAAGAGACAAGCUUUGUUGCGGCAGCCACCAAGAUGGACAGGAAAGGGAAAAUACCGUACGAGAUGGUCCUUAACAAGAAAGGGAGAGCUCGUCUACCUGAUAAACUCAUGGAUUACCUCAACAAUGAAGAGCUCAAUGGUGUGAUUUGGUGGAAUCCUGAUGGCACCAGCUUUGCCUUGAACUCUCAGACAGCACAGGAGAAGUUUCUCGAUGUACAUUUUCGUGGAACCAAGCUGACCUCCUUUAUUCGUUCUCUGAAUCGAUGGGGCUUUCGACGCGUGUUUUUUCAUGCAAUGCCCAGGAAUGCCAUUUGUUUUCAGAGUCCCCAGUUCAGAAAGGGUGAACGUGAGCUUCUGAAGGAGAUGAAAUUGACCCCCACAGCUAUUAGUAGUGGAGGCUCCACCAAGCCGAAGACAACCCAUGAACGUGGCCAUGCUACGCCGGGACCUGUGGUUGACUCCUAUUUGCAACAAUCUCUACCCCGCAGUCUUCCCCUCCAGAAUCCAAGAGCUGGGCUGACUCCUCCAAGAAACCUGUCGUCAUUACAAGGAGGUCGCAGCAAUCUUUCAUUCCCAGGUUUGCUCAGUAGUAGCACGGCUGCUGCCAACGAAUUGGACCAGGAUCUACGGGCAAUGCUACAAAGGGACAAUCUUUUUCGCCAGUUUCAGCUACAACAGCAGAUCCGACAGCAGCAACAGCAGAUGCAAAAGCAGCAACAGGAACUGCAGCAGCAAACUCGAGAUUUGCAUCUUCUACUUCCUUCUUCGGGAGCAGCCGCGACUGGCCUGCCUCAAGGUUUGUUUCCCUCAACCGUCUCACGAGGAGCUAGAAACAUCUUGUUUGGCGCUGCCCCAAGGAUAGGACAAGGUGGUGAUCCACCAAGCGAUAUUGAAGGAGGAGAAGAAAAACAUUUUGCUGCUUUGUCUCAUUAUUAUUGAGGCAGGCAGAUUCUAAGGAAGCAGGAGCCAGCCAUCAAGGACGACCUGUCAUCUGGCCAACGGCUUGAUGAGGAACAAGCUUGGUAUGCGUCCGUUGUCUUGUUCACUCAGAUAAACAUUUAGCUUUUGUAUUCAUAUUCUCUGUACAACCUUAUACAAGUCCUUCUCUUUAUGCCGC